Messenger RNA from Dendronephthya gigantea, 5079 nucleotides. RefSeq names its product murinoglobulin-1-like. The transcript has 37 exons. Gene Ontology annotation, cellular component: extracellular region. The record is from RefSeq and is a predicted model, not a curated record. NCBI's taxonomy places the organism in Eukaryota, Metazoa, Cnidaria, Anthozoa, Malacalcyonacea, Nephtheidae. Gene Ontology annotation, molecular function: endopeptidase inhibitor activity. Bases 24 to 4994 code for a protein of 1656 amino acids.
CUGCAUGCGCGCAACAAUUGGAAAUGAAGUCUGCAUUGAUUUUUCUUCUUUUUCUCAACCUUAUCCAUAUUAUUCACGGCAGCAAUAGCGAAAUCAAUGACGGUGACUAUUUGAUCACUGUACCACGAGUGUUGCGAGGUGGGACGACUGUUAAUAUUGGUGUUAAUAUUUUUGGAAAUGUUUCUUGCGAUGUGGAAAUCAGUCUGCUUGGACGCUUUGGAAUCAACGGUGGAGCAAAAGGCCAUUUUCAACCCAAUGAAAUUGCAAAACUGGAACUGAAGGUACCAAAUGAGUUUGUGCAAAGCGUAAGAGCAACGGUUGGCAACAACACAUCAGAAACAAAAAUUUCCUAUGAAGAGACUACCCCUGUGAAAAUUUUCAUUCAAACUGACAAACCAAUUUACAAACCUGGACAAGAAGUUCAGAUGAGGAUCAUUUAUGUCAAUUCCGAAUUGAAACCUGCAGGGAAGAAGGUGUCCUCUGUUAUAGUACAGGAACCAAGUGGUUCGAAGAUAAUGAAGUGGACUGAUGUUGAACUACACGAUGGAAUUGCAGGAUUAAGUCUUAACCUAUCGAAAGAACCAGUUCUAGGAAAGUGGAAAAUACAAGCAACUAUCGAGGGAAUAACCGCUACAAAGAAUUUUGAAAUAGAAAAAUACGUUUUGCCCAAAUUUGAAAUAAAAAUCGAAUUCCCUCCUUACCUCGCUAAGGAUAAAAAAGAUAUUCCUAUUUCUGUAUGUGCCAGUUAUACAUAUGGAAAAGAUGUUACAGGAGUGCUCAAAACCCAAUUAUGUCUUGUGGGUAAUUUUGCGGCGUCGUCGUGGUGGUGGUGGACGAGGAAUAUUCCCAAAUUAUGUGUGACAGAAGUUAAAAAUCUAACAGGGUGUCAAGAAUAUGAUGCUUGGAAGUUACUUAUUGAGCCAAAUAGGUGGAAUUACCCGUACCGUUACUUAUUUCAAUACAACAGUUAUCGUGUCCGUAUUCAGGCAAUUUUUACCGAAACAUCGACUGGGAUCACAAGAGAAAACAUUGCUACUUCAUCAUCCUCAAAACGUUAUUCAAAACAAAUCUCCUUUCUUGAACUUCCUAAAAAAUUUAAACCUGGUUUACCCUUUCGAUUCGAGAUCAAAAUUUCAUAUCUUGAUGGAAAACCAGUGACUGAUGGUGAUGUUCUUUUAUCGAUCUCAGGAAAACGUUUUUACAAUCGCGCUUAUAAGACGUUAAUGAUUAAAAAUUAUUCCGUCAAAAAGGGUUUAAUAGCAGUUAGCUUCGAAGACAUGCCGCAUGAUACAGAAUACCUAAGUCUUAGGGCUACCUACGGUAUCAUCAGUUCAUUUGCUUAUUCAAACGCUUGGUAUUCUCCAAGUCUGAGCUAUUUGCAACUUAUUAAAUCACAGCGGUCCCCAACAAAGAUUGGAAGUCAAGGCGCUUUGAAGGUUUCAUACACAGUUCGUUAUGAUGCAGCAAAAAUCACAAGCUUUCACCACACGAUUAUGUGCAAAGGAAAUCUGGUAUCAACUGGAGUUACCAAAAUACGUCUAAAUUCUUUACACUCAAACAAGACACUCGAACACAGCUCACCACCACCUAUUACAACUUUAGGCCCAUUUAUCCAUCCUUUUACGACCAUAUCAGCUCCAGCUGUUAAAGAAUUUGAGAUUAAAUUCAACAUUACCCAACAGAUGGUCCCUAGUUGUAGAAUUCUUGUGUACUAUGUCCGGCCAGAUAGGGAGACCGUUGGUGAUAGUAUUGUUUACGACAUUGAGGACAGACUUGAAAACCAGGUAUCGGUAGACUUUGCGGAAAAACAAAAGAGACCUGGUGAAAAAACCAAGAUGAUCAUAAAGGCAAAACCUGGAUCUCGUAUAGCAAUUUCUGCCUUGGAUAAAAGUGUUUUACUUUUACGAAACGCAAACGACUUGAAGAAAAGUGAGGUCAUGGGCAUUUUAAAUCGACAAGAUGUUAGUCCAAUCGAAAGAUACUUGGGGAACUGCGACAAUUAUUGGUCAAAACCUUUUAUAGGUGAUGCUUCUGAAGCGUUUAAUAUGGCAGGUGUUGUAUUUCUCUCAAAUUUGAACGUUUUUACCCAACCGUGUCGCAGAGGCCAUUUGAAAACCACCAUUCGAACUUUUUUCGUCACGGUACCUCCAAAGAUGACCACGAGACCUCCAGAGGUAGUCACGGAAUUUCCAGAGGUAGUCACGGAAGCUCCAGAAGUAUUCACGGAAGCUCCAGAGGUAGCCACGGCACCUCCAGUGGUAUUCACGGAAGCUCCAGAGGUAUUCACGGAUGCUCCAGAGGUAGUCACGGAAGCUCCAGAGGUAGUCACGGAGGUUUUACAUCCGACCACCAGAUUGCCAAAAAGAAAGCAGAAGCCAAUAAAGAAAGUGGAAGUCCGUAAAGAUUUCCCGGAGACGUGGCUUUGGAGGGAUGUGAAGUUGAAUGACACAUCUGAAAUGCAAGUCAUGGAGGUGGAAAUUCCUGAUACCAUCACCACCUGGGUGGCAAAAGGUUUUGCUAUGUCUUCUGUGUAUGGCAUGGGGAUCUCAGAUAAAACGAGAUUAAAGGCUUUUCAACCAUUCUUUAUUCAAAUGAAUCUGCCGUACUCUGUGAUCCGGGGAGAAGAAAUACCUAUCACUGUUACAAUCUUCAACUAUCUAUCCUCCUGUGUUCCGCUGAAACUCGAACUUAAUCGCGAAACUAAGGAUUAUAGAGUGACGUCAUUCUAUAUUAAUAAGUUGUGUGUAUGUGGAGAUGAUGGAAUUUCCGUAAAGUUCAAGAUAAUUCCCAAAAAAGUUGGGAACAUUGCAAUAAAGGUUACGGCUAUAACUUCGGAGGCCCGACUUUGUCCCAAAUCAACGAUCUACGCCGCUGAUGCAGUGAAAAGGAACUUACUGGUUGAGCCCGAGGGAAUACAGCAAGACUAUACAGAAGGAAUCUAUUUUUGCGCUGAAAACGACCCGAAAAACGAGAUGAUUGAUUUAGUUCUUCCUGAAAUCGUCAUUCCGGGAUCCGUACUUCCACAACUAUCAGUCGUUGGUGACAUCAUGGGUCCAGCUCUGUCCAAUCUUGACGGAUUAUUGAGAAUGCCCUACGGUUGUGGGGAACAGAAUAUGGCCAAAUUCGCCCCAAAUAUAUAUAUAAUGGAUUAUCUUACAAACACAGAUCAAGUUACUUCGAAAAUAAAGGACAGCGCUAUUCAUUAUAUGAAUUCCGGGUAUCAAAGAGAGUUGAGGUACAAACGAAGAAGUGGUUCGUACAGCGCUUUCGGAAAUUCGGACAAAUAUGGAAGUAUGAUGUUAACAGCAUUUGUUGUUCGUUCAUAUGCACGGGCGCAACGAUUUAUUUUCAUUGACGAGGCUGAUAUUACGCACAGCAUCAACUGGUUUUCGACAAAGCAGAGAUCGUCCGGUUGUUUCCCAAGUUACGGUCGACUUUUUGAUAGAUCCCUACAGGGUGGUGUCAAUAGUGAACUCACCAUUACCGCCUACGUAACCAUAGCUUUGCUCGAGGCUGGCAUUGGUGUUGAGACAAAAAUGGUAUCUAAAGCUCUUGAUUGCAUUACUAAGGAGCUAGAUAAUGAUGUGCACGAUUCAUAUACUACGUCAUUAAUAACAUACACAUUGACGUUGGCAAAUCAUUCGAUGGUUGGAAUUAUGAUGGAUCGCUUGGAUAAAAAGGCUAUCUCAAAAGAUGAUCAACUUUUCUGGUCAAGAAGCAAUGUGCAGCGUGGAUCGCGAUCCGGUGAUGUGGAAAUGACUGGUUACGCUUUAUUGUCGUAUCUCAGACGUGAAGAUUUUUUCGUAGCUAAAUUAAACGCUGUUAAGAUAGUUAGAUGGCUAUCAAAACAGCGCAAUGGCUUUGGGGGAUUUUCUUCAACACAGGAUACCUGUGUAGCGCUACAGGCUCUUUCCGAAUUUGCUCAGAAAACAUAUCAUGGUGAUUCGUCUUUGAAUCUAAGAAUAUCGACGAAUAUUGGGGACAUUUUUGGACACGAUUUUCAGCUCACUGGUGACAAUAAAUUCAUUUUGCAACGAGUGGAAAUCCCAAGUGAUGCUUUACCAAAUCAAAUGAAUGUAACGGCAUCUGGGUCAGGAUGUGCUUUGUUUCAGGCGUCAGUGAAAUACAACAUUCCUGUGCCGAAGAAACCACCGGCUUUUAAAGUGGAAGUUUCUGUACAUCGUAGGGAAGCAACCGCAGACGAAGAAACAACGACUUGCUAUCCCUUGCAGUUAAAGAUCUUCGCAGAAUGGUUGAAAGAAGAUGUGUCAAAUAUGGCUAUAGUUGACGUCAAGCUUGUGUCUGGAUUUACUGCUAACGAAGAAUCACUCCAGGAGAAACUGGAGCAGGGAAAUCGUGUCACUGAGGGAGAAUCGGCGAUCCUGAAGCGCUAUGAAAUCGAGGGACAAAAUAUUAUCCUUUACUUUGAUGAGAUUAAAACAAUGCAUUUCUCUCUUGAUAUUAUUCAAAGUACUUUGGUGAAAAAAACAAAGCCUGGCGUUGUCAGAGUUUAUGAUUACUAUAGUCCAGAGAGUGAGGGGAAAGUAAUGUACAACAUCACAGAGGAAGAUUGUUAUGGGGAAAGGAUUCGAAAUGAGUGUCCGAAGUGUUUAUCUGUGGAUAAUUUUGAGGAUUUCUUUGACAAGAAUAUCAAUUGUUCUACAUAUCUGACGCGUGUUAAGAGCAUUAAUGGUCGAAUGAAGGUGAAAAAAGCUUAUAUAAAAACAAAGAAGACCCAGAACCGCAAGUUGAGUUCCUAUGAAAUACCUGAAUUUUGUCCUUGCGACGAAAUAUAUAAUGGUGUAACAUCAUUGGUGAUAGGACUGAGUGAUUACUUCCAAACUAAGGACGACAAAACCUCCAUCGUGUUCAACGCUGCUACGACAGUUGCGAAGUGGAAUGGACAGAGAAUGAAAAAGAUUUUCAGAGAGAAGAUGAUCUCGAAAAUUUAUCGUAGAUGUAAAGCAUUGGCGAUGAAAAGAAAAAGUGGAUAGAAAGGAACUGUUUGGACUGGAUGGUGAAUCCCUUUAUUAAUGUUCAAGUAAUGAAUUGUGAUACAAAAUAGUUUUUCAACUUAAA